Molecule: messenger RNA, 3157 nt
Organism: Micropterus dolomieu (smallmouth bass)
Lineage: Eukaryota; Metazoa; Chordata; Actinopteri; Centrarchiformes; Centrarchidae
Gene: agt
Product: angiotensinogen
Exons: 7
Coding region: 70-1461 (463 amino acids)
Biological process (GO): regulation of systemic arterial blood pressure by renin-angiotensin
Molecular function (GO): serine-type endopeptidase inhibitor activity
Source: RefSeq, a predicted model, not a curated record
CCUCACUCAGCAGCAGCAACAGACACACACGAAGGAAUUGUUUUGAAGUGACUUCCAACAAAAGGUAAAAUGCAGAUUCCAUGGUCGCCUCUUCUAGCUCUCCUACUCGGCUGCUACCUCUCAGGAAGCCAAGCCAACCGAGUCUACGUUCACCCAUUCCAUCUUUUUGCCACUGAGAAUGUCAGCUGUGAGACCCUGCAGACGCAAACGUCCAAGCCUCUACAGACACUCCCUGUGGCCCCCCUUGAUAUUGAUGUCCUGACACCAGACAACAGGGACCCGUCAAAACUGGAUGCCCAAAGGCAGAACAUCACAGAGAGGACGGCGGUUCUGGCAGAGCUGUUGAACUCUCUGGGCCUGAGGAUGUACCAGGCUCUCAGCAGCAAGCAGCUCAGCACCAACACCCUUCUCUCUCCAGUCAACACCUUCGGAUCCCUUGUCACCUUCUACCUGGGAGCAUCCAAGAAAACAGCGAGCUCGUUCCAGCUUCUACUGGGCCUGAGCAGCGGCACCGACCGAGAGGACUGUGUGUCCUUAGUGGACGGACACAAGGUUCUCAAGACUCUGCAGAGCAUUAACUCUCUGGUGGACGAUGGACCGAAAGAUGAGAUCACCACCCAGGUCUGGACCUUCACUCGCAAGGAUGCUCAACUAUCCGAGGACUUUAUUCAAGGCACACAGGACUUCUCAUACACAUCGUUCAUCCGCGGGGUGGACUUCUCCAAACCUCAGGAGGCCAAGCAGCUGGUGAACAGCUUUGUGGAGAAGACGUCAGACGGGAAGGUGAAGAGCGUCUUCAAAGAUUUGAACUCCAGCAGCGACCUUCUGUUCAUUACUUCCUUCAGCUUCCAUGGCAACUGGAGGACAGCCUUCAAACCAGAGCAAACCUCCAUGCAGGAGUUUCAUGUGGAUGGAACAACCACAGUGAUGGCUCCACUGAUGACCCACACGGGUCAGUAUCACUACCUGAAUGAUAAGGUACGGCGGUGCACAGUUGUGAAGCUGUCUCUGAGCAAGCGGACCUAUAUGUUGCUGGUCCUGCCUCAUGAAGGGGCCAGCCUCCAUGAUAUAGAGUCUAAGCUGCGCACUGAUAUCAUGUCUGACUGGCACCAGAGCCUCCAGGAAGGUCUGUUGGAGCUGUCACUCCCAAAGUUCUCUAUGUCUUCGGUGACUGAUCUGCCUGACCUGCUGACCAACAUGGAUCCAGAAAUUGAGGCCAAACUGUUGGGCUCCCAGGCUGAGUUCAGCCAACUCAGCAACGUCAAACCCUUCACUAUAGAUAAGGUGGUCAACAAGGUUGUGUUUGAGAUGUCAGAUGAAGGAGCAGAACCUCAGGACAAGAUCCAGGAAGCCGGCGUCCCGCUGAAACUGUCCAUCAACCGGCCGUUCUUCUUUUCAGUCAUAGAAGGAGAUUCUAACGCCAUCCUCAUGCUGGGCAAGAUCACCAACCCUACACUCUAAAGUUAUAGUACUUAUAGUAACCAACAAACUCCUCUGACAUGAAAAAUGUCCUACAAACCAGGCCCGUUUCUUUACAACGUACUUCACCGCAUACAACUUAAGUUUCUUAAGGUGCUGAAAUCAGUCGUUCAACAGACAUCUCAUUUAGAUCAUACCCUUGUUUUUUUUAACUGAAAUAAUGGCCCCAUUCUGUACAUGAGAGUGAAGCACAACCUCGCUCAAGAAGGAUCAAUAUUCAACAGUGUUGUAGUAUCUUUCACCACCUAGCUGAUCUCUCCACAAACUCAGGAGUCACUGGGGAUCCCUGUCUCAGUAUUUAUGAAAACAUGUUACUUUAAGCAAAGUUGUUUUCAAGCAGCCUGUUAAAAUCCUAAUUUUCUUUUCUGUAGAAUUUAUUAUAGCACUGUUCUGUACAGUAUUUUUCAGUAGAGUAGGUACAGUAACCACGAUUCUCUAUGAUGACCAUGACUAAUGAUAUUGUAUAUUGUAACUAAGAGUUUAUUUUUGUUUUGUUACGAUUUGUGAUUGCUGCAAUAAAACUGUAUCCCAAUUUAGUUCAAAUGUUAUUGUUUUUCAUCAGGAUUUCAGACAAAGUAAUUAUUAUUUCAAAUCUUUAAAUUAGUUUUAUAUUAAUAUUCGUCACCAACUAAACUUUUCUGGUUAGGAAUUAUGCUAAAUGUAUUGCUGACAGUUAUUUUGGCAAUGAUCUUGUCAACUACUGCACAUCAACCAAUUUUUUAGACAGCAAAACAUAAAAAUUUUAUUUCUCAGAUAAUAAAUCACAUUUUUCUUGUCCUGUUUCCAAAAUCUUGCCUCUCAUGCUUACUUCCAUAUAUUCUGUGCAUAAAAACAAUAUUAAUGACAAAUAAUGCAGUGUCCUUCUCCCACCAUCAACUUUGCAACUAAACCAAAGAAUUAACAGAUAACUCAUUUCAAAUAAAUGACUAAUAACAGAACUGACCAUCACUGAUUGACAUAAAACAAUUUAGUCAGUGGUAGAAGAAGUAUUUACAUCCAAGUACUACUACCACACUGUGAAAAUAAUGCACUACAAGUCCUGCAUUCAAAACCUUACUUAAAUAAAAGUAUGUAAGUAUUAUCAGAAAAAUUUACUCAUUGUGCAGUAAAAUGGUCUCUGUCAGUAUUUUAUCAUUACUGUGUUUAUACAAUGUUUUUGGAAAAAUUUAAUGCGUAUGUGCAUUAUGUUUUACUGCUGUAGAUGUUUACUGUUGGGUAGUUUAACCUACAGCAAUCAUCAUAUUCUAUAAGAUCAUACCUUUGUAGCAUUGCUGUCCUGCAAGAACCACGGAUCUCUAAAAAGUAAACUUUCCAUGAGCUCAGAAAAACAGCCCUGUUUUCAGCUUUGUCACAAUGCAUAUUUAUAUCAGUUUUUUUGUUUAAGAAGUAAGAGAAUUUUCUCAACCCAUAACGGUCAGCACAUUUGAAGAUACAUGGUUUUCACUGGACAAGAAGGGUAUGAAAAUUUGUAAUUCUGAAAAGAAACUUGUAACUAAAGCUUUCAGACAAAUGUAGUGGAGAAAAAGUACAGCAUUAUAGUAGUAUGAAGUUGCAGUAUUAGUGUGUACUGAAUGUUGAGUAGAUAUUAAAAUCAAUGUACUACCUUUAACAAAAACCCAAAUCUGUCUUUUUUGUAAUGUAGCCAUCUGCAAAUCCAAAAAAUAAAGAUUUUAUCAUG